UAAAUUUGGUACACAAGUUCAUCAAAAUAUUUGUACAAGCUUAGCUAGCUAGUUAAUUACUAAAAAUGUUUGGAUCUAAGGUAAUUUCUUUUUUAGUUUUGUUCAAUGUAGUGUUUUUCACUUGUGCUUCAUCUCAUAAUAUACCAUGCCCUCCAACACCAACAAAAGCACCAUCCAAGUGCCCCAAAGAUACCCUAAAGUUUGGUAUUUGUGGAGAUUGGCUUGGGCUAGUUCAUGAAGUCAUUGGGGCAAAACCAAGUAGCAAAUGUUGUGCUCUUUUAGAAGGAAUAGCAGAUGUUGAAGCUGCUUUGUGCUUAUGCACUGCCAUAAAUGCCAAUGUUUUGGGUGUCCUUAAGCUUAAAGUUCCUAUAGCCAUCAGUGUAGUUCUGAAUUCUUGUGGAAAGAAAGUGCCUAAAGGCUUUAAAUGUGCUUAAUCAGUGGCGUAUACAGGAUUUUACGCAAGCAGUGUCGAUCUAUUAUCUCGACUUUGUAAAUGAGUUUGAGUCUAAAAUUAUGUUGGUCGUCUUGUGGCUUUUGUUCCUCACAAAUUGUUAGUAUUUACUUUGUAUUAUUUUCAAGCGGUAUUUGUUUUACUAUAUGUAUAUGUAUCGUUCAAUUUAAAUACAUAUUAUUUUUAAAGCGAUGUUAGAUAA
Solanum tuberosum (potato) is the source of this 653-nucleotide messenger RNA. Its product is annotated as putative lipid-binding protein At4g00165. The record is from RefSeq and is a predicted model, not a curated record. The coding region runs from base 66 to 434 and encodes 122 amino acids. NCBI's taxonomy places the organism in Eukaryota, Viridiplantae, Streptophyta, Magnoliopsida, Solanales, Solanaceae. The transcript has a single exon.